AAAAGACAGAAAAAUGUGAAUAUGUUAAAUGAAGCGGAUGAUAUUGAACAUAGACCUUCAACAUCGACGUCACCAACGUAUUUGGCAUUACGAUUAGCAUCUCCUACGUAUUCAACCUUGGCCAAACUGAAUAGUGAUGAGAAUGAAAGUGAGGAUAGACACUUUGAACUUGGUGAUGUAAUCACUCAGCUUCAGGAAAAUCUUCUAAAAAAUGAAAAGACAUUCAGUGCUUUUGAGUAUAAUGAACGACGGGCAGUUUAUGAAUAUUUCGUAAGGCUUUAUGAUGGUCACGGAAAGUUGAAAGCAAGUGAAGCUGCAGCACAUAUAUCGUUUCCACUUUCUCAUCGCAGUAGACAUCAAAAAUAUAAACGUUUAGUUGAUGAUAAAGAUGUAGCGCUAAAAUGUAGGCAAUGGAUACGUGAAGAAUCAGGGGUAAAUGGCGUUAGUCCAUCCCAGUUUAAACAAUACAUUGAUUCUGCCAUAUUACCUGAGUACACAGGAGGGACAAGGAAGUCAAUUAGCCUAAGAACGGCUAAAAGAUGGUUGAAUGUUUUAGGUUGUCAGUUUAAAAAAUACCAGAAGGGUAUGUACUUUGAUGGACACGAACGAAGAGAUGUUGUUGAAUAUCGGAGAGAAAAAAUGGAACUGGUCCCACCGAUGCUUGGAGUAGGAGAGCAUGAGCUAAUUUUUAUCACUCAUGAUGAGUGCAUUUUUUAUUCAAAUGAUGGAAAAAGAGGGAUCUGGGUGCAUAAUGGGAUGAUGCUAUUGCGUAAGAAAGGUAAUAGAAAAUCGAUUAUAGUGAGUGAAUUUAUUUUGGAGGCAUGUGGCAGAUUACAACUAAGUGAGGAAGAAAAACAAAAAAAUCCUAAUGUUCCUGCAGAAGCGCGCUGUUAUUUAAAACCCGGUAAAAAUGAAGAGAAUUACUGGACAAUCGAACAUUUAUUAAACCAAAUCCAAAAAAAAGCCAUCCCUAUUUUUGAAGCAAAAUUUCCUGAUGCAACGGCUGUCUUCGCUUUUGACAACAGUACAAAUCACGCGGCAUUUGCAGAUGACGCUCUUAUAGCGAAAAAAAUAAACAAAGGACCCGGAGGAAAGCAAAAUCAGGAAAUGGUAUUUAAGGAGGAUUACCCCGAUCCCAAUAUGAGAGGAAAGCCAAAAGGAAUAAAAAAGGUGUUAGAGAAAAGAAGACUUUGGAAAAAAGGGUUAAAUUUAGAUUGUGAAAAGUGUAAAAAAAAGAAGGAUUCAGGUCGAAUAGAUUGCUACUUGAGAAAAAUUAUGGCCUCUCAACCAGACUUUGUCACCCAAAAGUCUGCUAUUGUGGAAUUAAUUGAAGCUAAAAGAUAUGCGAGAGAUCACUGCGAUUACACAUGGACUGGCUUGCAAGAAACUGUUCUACAAGCGCUUGAUUCAGUAGAUGUCAUUACAAUUAGGAAGUUUGCUCACAAACGUGAAGAUAUAUGGAGUUAUACCGUGAAAGGUUAA
Messenger RNA from Scutellospora calospora, 1482 nucleotides. Lineage: Eukaryota; Fungi; Glomeromycota; Glomeromycetes; Diversisporales; Gigasporaceae. The record is from the annotation of a GenBank genome assembly.